Messenger RNA from Lucilia sericata (common green bottle fly), 1940 nucleotides. Its product is annotated as rho guanine nucleotide exchange factor 25. Gene Ontology annotation, cellular component: cytoplasm. Bases 188 to 1816 code for a protein of 542 amino acids. Lineage: Eukaryota; Metazoa; Arthropoda; Insecta; Diptera; Calliphoridae. The transcript has 6 exons. The record is from RefSeq and is a predicted model, not a curated record. Gene Ontology annotation, molecular function: guanyl-nucleotide exchange factor activity. Gene Ontology annotation, biological process: axon guidance.
AAACGAUCAGUUGAGUUUGCGAUUUGAAAUACAGAAAACAAACGAUAAUGAAGCGCGGGUGUUAAAGACAAGAAAAAAACAAAAUAAAUAUUUAUAAAAAAAUUUUAAUUUUAAAAAUAAUUAACUAAUAAAAGUAAUGCUUAAAUAUAAUAAUUAAAAGAAAAAAAAUUAACAAAAUUUAUUAAAAAUGUUAUACGGUUUAAUAAAAUUAACAUGGUUCGAUAUAACCACCGUCGGUUUUACGGUAGUGGCGAUUGUUUUGGUGCAAAUAUUAAAUGCUAUAUGGUCAUCAAUAGAUGAUAAAACGGCAUCAUCACCAUCACCACCAACAAGUGAUAAUAAUGGAGUGAGAAAAUCGUUAAAAAUAAAUGAAUUGAAAUCUUUAAUAUCUAGUGAUUCUACAACAAAUGAUUCAAAUACGAAUACUGCAACAACAACAAAUGGCAAAUUACAAAAACAACAAAGUGAACAAAUUGAAAAUGGUUCAUUAUCAACAAAUUCGUCAUCAUUGUCAACACCAAUAUCGCCACCACCUCCUCCGCCACCACUACCCCCUUUAUUAUCAUCAUUUUCGCUUUCAUCUUUAUCAUCGACAGCUUCUUCGUAUCCUAUAAAUGUUCGUAAUUCGGUGAGUUAUCUAUUUAAUGGUAACGGCGUUAGCAUUCCAUCAAUCCACCCUACAACCAGUCUACCCGAUAAUUUAAGUGAUGAAUACCACGAAGAUGAGGACACCAUCUCUUUGGAAAAUUUAUUCCCCUGCGAUCAAAGCGAAAUAUAUGCCUCGAAGAAAAUCAGUUAUAUUAUUGAUGAAUUCAUACAAACCGAAGGAAAUUAUGUGAAUAAUCUUAAAAAGGGCCUAAAAAAUUAUGGCAAUCUACAGAAAUACGAUCAAUUACCCGAAGCCCUAAAAGGCGAUGAUAAACAGCAGCAACUGUUGGGCAAUAUAGCGGAAAUAUUGGAAUUACACGAAAAGGAAAUUUUACCCUUAAUGUUAAGAAAUCAAAGGGAUUUGAAAAGUAUGUUCGAUGAAAUGGCACAAAGUAUAGAUAAAAAUCAAUUUUAUUGCUAUAUAACUUUCACCAUGCACAAGAAGACAUCUUUGGAAUUGCGCAAAGAAAAUCGAGAGUUUUUCCAGAAUUAUCAAAAUGAGAUCAAUGAUCGUUUAGGUAUUGAUAGUUUUCUAGUACAACCCAUACAAAGACUGACCCGAUAUCCCCUACUAUUACAGCAGUUAAUAAAUGAAUUCUAUAAAAGUGGUAUUAAUUGUAAGCCCGUCUUGUCUUCAUUGUGUAAAUUAGAGACACGCAUGCGCCGUCUGUUGGAGGUGGUCAAUCAAUCGGAAGAGAUACACUGUAUAGAGGAAAUACCUCCUGAGCUCCAUCUCGAACAACUGGGUUCCUUUAGACGUUCCACCGAAUUCGAUGCCUAUAACCAUAGAUCACGUAAAAAAUUCCACUCCAAAGUUUUCCUCUUCGAUCAGUGCCUUCUAUGCACCGAAGUGCGUAAACGUCGUUUAGCCUUUAAGCAUUCGUAUACUUGGGAUACAAUAGAAUUAAAGCUUAAUACCUCUAAGAAUAUAACUCUAUUAACGAAAGCUGCCUCUUCGUCGGGCAGUUCGAAUACACAUAGUUCCGUUAAGGAGGAAUAUGAAUUCUCCUCACCCGAAGCCAUUUCAAUAAAUCAAUGGCUGCGUUGCGCUCGCCGCAUUAUUGAGCAUUCUCGCAUCGAAGAGUCUCAGAAGGGUAAACUGGUAUUGCCCAUGGAUUUGGUUUUGGGUGUGAUAUUUGCCAUUUGGUUUAUUUGGCACUAUUUGUGAGAGUGUCGUCGUCGUGUGUUUUAUUUAAUGUGUAAUUAUAUUUAUUUUAUUUUUUUAUUUAUAAUUUGAGUUUUAUUUAUUUAUUGCAAUAAAGUGAUCUUAAAUUAUUACUUUUUUAAAUAUC